AUGUAUAACUCCUCUCCGAGCGCUCCCAGCUUCCCGUCGGCGGAUCGGGACGACCGGAAUGUGUCGGACGCGGAUAACGGCUCGUGCACGGAGCGUCCGCUCGAGUUCCUGCCGCCGGCGCGCGUGGCUGUGGGCCUGGCUCUGGCCGCGGUGACGGUGGUGACGGUGAUCGGGAACGUGCUGGUGGUGGUGGCGGUGUGCGUGGUGAAGAAGCUCCGACAGCCGUCCAACUACCUGCUGGUGUCUCUAGCCGCCGCCGACCUGUCCGUCGCCGUGGGGGUCAUGCCUUUCGCCAUGGCUACCGACCUGACCGGCGGGAAGUGGCUGUUCGGGGAGGCUUUCUGUAACGUCUUCAUCGGCAUGGACGUCAUGUGUUGCACCGCCAGCAUCAUGACCUUGUGCGUCAUCAGCGUGGACAGGUACCUCGGCAUCACGCGACCGCUGACCUACCCGGCACGUCAGAACGGCCAGCUGAUGGCGAAGAUGAUCUUCGGCGUGUGGUUGGUGUCGGCCUCCAUCACCCUGCCGCCGUUCUGCGGCUGGGCCAAGAACGUCAACGAGGACGGCGUGUGCCUGAUCAGCCAAGACUUCAGCUACACCAUCUACUCCACCGCCGUGGCCUUCUACAUCCCCAUGAUCGUCAUGCUCUUCAUGUACUACAAGAUCUUCAAGGCGGCCAGGAAGAGCGGCGCCAAGCACCGUUUCGAGUCGGUCCGGAUGCAGGGGCUGAAAAACCAGCAGCACCAGGUGGGCAACGAGUGCGUGGCUCUGUCUCGGCUCCUCAGCCCCCAGCGCCAGAACAUAUCAAUUUUCAAGCGGGAGCAGAAAGCCGCCACCACGCUAGGCGUCAUCCUUGGCGUCUUUUUCAUCUGCUGGUUGCCGUUCUUCAUCCUCUCCACGGCGAGGCCGUUUAUAUGCGGCGUGGAGUGCAGCUGCAUCCCCAUCUGGAUCGAGAGGACGCUGCUGUGGUUUGGUUACGCCAACUCGCUCGUCAACCCCUUCAUUUACGCCUUCUUUAACCGCGACCUGCGCUCCACCUACUGGGAUUUAUUGCGCUGCCGAUACCGAAACAUCAACCGAAGACUCUCGGCCGUGGGCGUACACGAGGCUUUGAAAUGUUAA
Messenger RNA from Trichomycterus rosablanca, 1122 nucleotides. It is a transcript of the gene htr7c, whose product is annotated as 5-hydroxytryptamine (serotonin) receptor 7c. The record is from RefSeq and is a predicted model, not a curated record. The transcript is spliced from 2 exons. The coding region runs from base 1 to 1122 and encodes 373 amino acids. Gene Ontology annotation, biological process: chemical synaptic transmission; G protein-coupled receptor signaling pathway, coupled to cyclic nucleotide second messenger; circadian rhythm. Gene Ontology annotation, molecular function: G protein-coupled serotonin receptor activity; neurotransmitter receptor activity. Gene Ontology annotation, cellular component: plasma membrane; dendrite. Lineage: Eukaryota; Metazoa; Chordata; Actinopteri; Siluriformes; Trichomycteridae.